Molecule: messenger RNA, 895 nt
Organism: Medicago truncatula (barrel medic)
Lineage: Eukaryota; Viridiplantae; Streptophyta; Magnoliopsida; Fabales; Fabaceae
Product: glutamic acid-rich protein
Exons: 1
Coding region: 157-663 (168 amino acids)
Source: RefSeq, a predicted model, not a curated record
ACGUUUGCAUCUAUCUCUACAAGGCUUUAAAUAGACCUUAAAAUCCUCAAAUUGCAUAAACAGUUAUACUCUAGUUUUUAUACACAACCUUGAUCCUUCUCUCUCACUCUUUGGUACCAUUUUUUUUUGGUAUUGUUUUGCUAAUUUUUCAUAAUCAUGUUAGAUUCUAUAUUGGAGUUGAUUACUCAAGCUACUUCUAGCUCAACAUUCAUUUUUUGCUUUUGCAAUUUGAUCAUAGUCAUUAUUUUAUUGGAUUUGAAGCCAAGAAUAAGUGUUCAUCAAAGAAGUGAAAUUCAUCUUUCAAUAAGUGAAACUCAAAAGCAAGAGACCAACAUCAAGUUUUCAUCUGAAAAGAGUGUAGAAUCAUUGACACAAGAGAAAGAAGUUCCACAUGUCACCGAAGCGGUCGAAGCGGAGAUAGAAGAAGAAGAAGAAGAAGCAGAAUAUAAGAUCGAAAUUGAAGGUAAUGAUGAUAUUGAUUGUAACAAUGAAGAAGAAGGAAAAGAGGAAAUGGAAAAAGAGGUUGAAGAAGAGAAUGAUGAUGAGUUGAGGAAAAGAGUGGAAGAAUUUAUAGAGAAAGUUAACAAAAAAUGGAAAGAAGAAUUGUUGAGCACUUCUAGCUUGGUAUAUGAAAGAAAAAAUAAUGAAAUUUUUGCCAUUUAAGAUAUGUUUUUAGAUUUUGAUGUAUUCAAUCAUGUUUAAGAAAUAUCAUAAAGAUAGUUAGUUGUUCAUAUGUGCUACAUAAUUUCUAUAGUUUUGACUAUUAAAAAUUAAUCCCUCUUGCUUAGUGUUUUUUUUGGAAGUAAUGUUCCCAAAAUAUUGUGAAUUAAACUGAAUUGGAUAUGAGUGAGUUCCAAAGAAAAAAGAAGAUAACAAUUUUCAACUUAUAACUUUA